UAAUUGUUGUGAUAAACUUAUUAAAUAGGUCAUGUAUGAUCAAGACGAAGAAACCACGAGAACUUUCAAAAUAAUUAUCAUCGGUGACACCAAUGUUGGGAAAACAUGUUUGGCCUUCCGAUUUUGUGGCGGUCGCUUCCCAGAAAAAACAGAAGCAACAAUCGGCGUUGAUUUCAGAGAAAAACAGGUGACAAUUGAUGGCGAGGAUAUGAAGCUACAAUUAUGGGACACAGCAGGACAGGAAAGAUUCAGACAGUCUAUGGUGCCCCAUUACUACAGAAACGUGUCAGCAGUUGUAUUUGUGUUCGACAUCACGAGGCGAUCCACAUUUGAAAGCAUUCCCAAGUGGUUUGAGGAGUGUGAGCGGUACGCCACUGACAGAACCAUUCCACGCAUACUAGUCGGCAACAAGUGCGACGACGAGGAAAACAGAGAAGUGGCCAACUACGAAGCCCAAAGACUAGCAGAUACACACGGCAUGCCUUUAUUCGAAACCUCAGCUAUGGAGGAUGACAAGACAGACCACAUAGACGGGAUCUUCAUGACUCUGGCACACAGACUGAAGGCGAGCAAGCCACUCCUGACCACUCUGAGCAACACACACAACAACUCCUCAUCCACACCCUCCGAGAUCAGGGCCGCAGACGGACUGAGGCUGGGGGGAGCGGCCUCGCCUUCUAUUAUCCUCGGAAAGGAACACAGCCACGCCAAAGGAGACAAAGGGGAGUGUGGCUGCUAGUAUAGGGGGACUGCUGGUAGUUAAUCUCUAAUUUGUUAUCUGAAUUUAAUAAUACAACUGAGACGGCUCUUAAACUGUUUUUUGCUGUACUUCGUGGCUUUUACAAUAAAUCCUUUUAGAGCGUAUUUUUUCUAUGGAUUAUUAAUUUUUCCCUUUCUUAGCACUUGGGGCAACUACACUGGGUUUAAAUAGCACUUGAUAGGUUAAAAUAAAAAAGAGGUUUAAGAGUCGUACUGGAGAUCGAUUAAGACCCGAUAUAGUUAGUCUAGUUUACUGAAUAAAUUAUUGCACAAAAGAAAGUUAUACUAACUAUUAUGCAAGCUAUUUUGUAAUGCGUUUGAUAAUCUUCGUUUUGCUAAUGAAUACAUAUGGAGCUAAAAGUAGAUGAAUGUUGUUUGUUUUAUUCUUGUUUUUUCUUUGCUGAAAACGUGUAUGAUUGUAACGUUCUUAACAGAUUUUGCAUAUUUUCAUCUGUUGCACAAUAAAUAAGCUGCCAUUUUAAGGUCGAACACGAUGCAUGAAUUUGUCAGUAAAUUUCAAUUGCGGGCAUUGAAUGUGGAAUUGUAUCAUGAUAUUUAUUUUGUCUUGUAAAUAUUGGUUAGUAUAAUUUAUUUUGCAUUUUUCAGCUGGUUCCGAAAAUGCAAGUCGGGCUCGUUAUAAACAUGAAAACAUCCUUUGCUCAUACUCGAAACAAAUCACUUAAAAAUUGUGAUUUUUUAGACGGAAAUUUUAUUGAAUCUAGAUUGUUAGACUGAUCGAAUUCUCAACUACAUGACAAUUGCAGAACUUGAUACAACUACUCGAUGAAGACCUUUUCUGACAAAAAUAGACUUGGAUGUUUUCAGAUAGAAUACCGACUUUGUGCAAAGUAUUUUGCAGGUCAUUCCAUUCGCAGAGUUUACGAUGCUAGCUUAGUUGAUGAAGUUCACAUGACGCCAUUCUCAUUUUGUAAUCUUCUGAUUCAAUUAUGCAAUUUCAUUUUGUAACUUCUAUUUCCUCGCCAACUUGUGUCAAAACAAAAACAACGACUACCGGUUAACUAUUUUUUUAAUACAUUGAAUUUAAAAUUUCUAAAUGUGCUGAUAGCAAAGAAUUUGUUCAGAUUGCUUAGAAUUUUUCAGUCGGUCGGUGAGAAUUUUUCAGUCAAUUAGAAUUUUUUCUGAGACGGCGAGGGAAGGAAAUUCGGGGACCUUGUGGCAGUCUAUUUUGUUGGGUAUGCCCUUAGACUUCUCUAAUUUAUACAUCUAAUCUAUUAUUCAUACUUAUUACCAUGGUAAUGUGUCAUUUUUGUCUGCCGCUGUUGUGGUAUUUUCCCUCAUGAAGUGAAGCACCACGUUUGAAUAAUUAUGUCACCCUGAAAAACAUCGAACCUCAGUUGUUGUGUUGUAGGCAAAUGUUUAUGUUAUACCUGAAGGUCACGCCAAAGAAAAAACAGCUUUGUAUCAAAAAGUAUAAAUAAUGAAAAUGAACUAAAUUUGUAUAUAAAUUUCCAUUAAAUUAAUCCAAAUGAAACUAUUGAAUAAGUUAACAGCAACCAAAGUAACCAUUCAGUUUAGUAAAAAGGGAAAUGUAGAAAAUGGUUGUCGAGGUUUGUUGUCCAGAUAAAUUUUAAUUUAUUACUACCUCAUUCUUCAACAGUUACCUGAGUAUAUAUAGUUACGAUAAUUCAUUUUCAUCUUCUUUG
Molecule: messenger RNA, 2423 nt
Organism: Symsagittifera roscoffensis
Lineage: Eukaryota; Metazoa; Xenacoelomorpha; Acoela; Convolutidae
Product: putative Ras-related protein Rab-33
Exons: 4
Coding region: 32-739 (235 amino acids)
Biological process (GO): Rab protein signal transduction
Molecular function (GO): GTP binding; GTPase activity
Source: RefSeq, a predicted model, not a curated record